AUGAUGGGAUUCAAACAAUGGAUUGUUUGUGGUGGGGCUUUGGAAUGUAGUCCUGACCAAAUGGGCCCUCGACCAAAGAAAGAAGAUGGCGGUGUGCGAGCAUUGAUUAAGCGACGUCUUGAGAAUAAGGCCAAAAGAAAUAGCAACACACAACUGAACCACGUGGGAUUAAACAAAGGAAGCAGGCACUAUGGAUCAAAGGAGUCUGUAUCAAUUCCUGUGAGUCCAGUUGGGAGUGUAGAUCUGAGUGCAGAUGCCAGCACUGUGGUCAGGCCAGUCCACAGCUCAAUUUUAGGGGAGAAGUACUGUUUUGAGGUCAUAAACUCCGAGAACACGCACUGCUUUGGUUGCUCCUCAGCUGCAGAGCGUGAUCGUUGGAUUGAAGACCUGAGAAGAGCUGCCCAACCCAAUAAGGAUAACAUUGAGCGCACAGAGAACUCCCUAAAUCUGUGGGUGAAAGAAGCAAAGGAUCUGCCGCCUAAACGCCGUUAUUACUGUGAAGUACACUUGGAUGGGACUCUGUUUGCCCGUACCACGAGCCGCCUUGUUGGAAAGGCACACAGUCGCUCUAGCCUUGCUGGGGAAUGCUCUACUGGCUCUUCAGGAAGCCUGGGUGGCAGCGGAGGUGUUUCUGGGGGGUGUCAGUUGUUCUGGGGAGAAUUCUUUGAACUUGACAAUCUUCCAUGCAUCUCCCAAAUCACCUUGCAUCUCUUCCGCGAGGAAGACCCCAAGAAAAAGCGCCAUUCCCGAGAUGAUUACAGUCUGCAUCCACUGGGUAGUGUGAAUAUUCCAUUAGCUGAUAUCCAAGGGAGGACCUAUCAGGAAAAGUGGUAUCCCAUCAUUCCUUACAAGCUCCCAGGCGUUGGGAGCGCUAAAGAGCAUCUGGGGCCUCAUGCUUCUCUCCGCAUCAAGGCCCGUUUUCAGAAUCUGCAGGUUCUACCUAUGGAAAAAUACAAGGAGUUUGCUGAGCAUGUGACUAUUAAUUAUGUAGAAAUGUGCAAAAGCUUAGAGCCUCUUCUGAAUGUGAAGGAAAAAGAGGAGCUGGCCGGGGCUCUUGUGCAUGUGUUGCAGAGCGUCGGCAAGGCAAAGGAGUUCCUUGUUGAUUUGGGCGUCUCGGAGGUUGAACGUCACGGAGAAAAGGAAGCGCUUAUCUUCAGAGAGAACACACUUGCCACUAAAGCCAUAGAUGAAUAUAUGAAGUUGGUUGGACAAAAAUACCUCAUCGACACACUAGGGGAUUUUAUUAUACGACUUUAUGGAAUGGGGGACAACUGUGAAGUUGACCCCCGCAAAUGUCAUGCCUCCGAUCUAUCAAACAAUCAGAGGCACUUGAAGGAAGUGUGCGACGAGGUGGUGCAAAAAAUUAUUGACCUCCACGGACACUUUCCCGAAGAAUUAAACAAGAUUUUUUCAAGUUGGAAAGAGAUGUGUGAAAACCAAGGAAGACCAGAGAUUGGUCCACGUCUUAUCUCUGCUUCCCUCUUCCUUCGUUUUUUGUGUCCCGCUGUCCUCAGUCCGUCCCUUUUUGGUUUGAUACAACCAUACCCAGAGCAAAAUACCCUGCGCACACUCACCUUGACUGCCAAAGUCAUUCAGAACUUGGCAAACUUCACUCUGUUUGGAGAGAAGGAAGAGUACAUGCUAUUCAUGAAUGAAUUCUUAAAGCAGCAUUGGGAUAGAAUGAGGGGCUUUCUCCAAACAGUAUCAAAUCCAUGCAGUGAGGUCCCAAUGAGCUCUUUUGAUGGCUAUGUGGAUCUACCGCUCCGACUGGCAGUGUUGCAUAGCCUGCUAGUUGAUAUCCUUUAUCGACGGGAUCAGGAGACAAUAGAGAGAUUGGAUCCUCUACCUUUGAUUCUGAACCAGAUCACAGAGUCACUAGGCCCUGAGAUACAUAAGAUCACAAUUAACAACCCAAGAAAACAGGCCAAGCCAAUCUAUGUUCCUCCAAAAGAUUUGGUAAAAUUCAGCCCCCAUCAAUCAUCCCUCCAGCAACUGCCUCAGGAUGUCAAAAGACCAAGAACUUCUUAUUCAUUUUGCAGAGACAACAAAGCUUGGAGAAGAAAUCCAGUCAUCAGGACCCAAAGUGCCCCACAUAGACGUCCUGAAAAGAGACUGAAGAGGCAGGCAAGUUCUGAAGCUCUGCCCACAGCCAACCACGAGCAAGAUUUGGAAACACACCAACCCAUGAUCUCGUCACCAACUGUGAGUACCGAAGCAAUCAAACCAUGUGCACCAGUUCCUUGGAUUAAAGAUACGCAAAACAGGCAAUCCACAGAGAUGAAGUCUGAGCAGGAGGAACUCAGUUUACUGGAUAGGCAUGCCCAGGAAUUGUCUGAGCUUCGCCAGGGAAUUGACCAGGUUACUGAGCGUGAGUUGGAAAUGGCAAAACGACUGGAGGACUUCAUUAACCAAAGUCAGGACCAGAAUGCAAUACUGCAAACUGAAAUGAAUGAGCUCCGGAAUCUACUGGCUGUGCGAGAGGAACAGCUUGCUAGCGCCACCUUCAGGUUGGGUGUUAUAGAGGAAGAGAGAGAGGAUGAUGUGCGCAAGAUUAAUGUCGCAAUUGCAGCAACUGAGCGCAUGAACAUACUGGAGGAGCAGUUUGCUAACUUGAUGAAAGACAUUCAUCAGCUCACUAAGAUGUGCAACAAUGAACAAGCUGGUGAAAACUAA
Molecule: messenger RNA, 2673 nt
Organism: Nerophis lumbriciformis (worm pipefish)
Lineage: Eukaryota; Metazoa; Chordata; Actinopteri; Syngnathiformes; Syngnathidae
Source: RefSeq, a predicted model, not a curated record